Cylindrotheca closterium is the source of this 1635-nucleotide messenger RNA. NCBI's taxonomy places the organism in Eukaryota, Bacillariophyta, Bacillariophyceae, Bacillariales, Bacillariaceae. The record is from the annotation of a GenBank genome assembly.
AUGGUUCGUUUGAUAAUAACAUUACUUGCCUCUUUUAUUUUGGCAGUCAAUGCGUUCGUCUUGCCCCAAGACAGAACUGCUGGCUUUUCAACUGCAUUGAACGUUGCAACUUUUCCUCCUGUCCCUAAUUCUGGAGACAAUUCGGGCUAUGUCGCUGAAAUCUCGGAAGAAAACCCACUCAAGGUUCUGGUGGCUGGUGCUGGAGUUGGUGGAUGCGCGUUGGCCAAGGUUCUUUCCAAGAACCCAAAUAUUGAUGUCACCGUUUUGGAGCGAACUGAUGCAUUCAAGCGAUUCGGUGGACCUAUCCAACUUGCCAGUAAUGCCCUGGAGGUUUUGAAGGAGAUGGACGUUGAAGUUUUCGACCAAAUUAUGGAAAAGUUUACUUUUACAGGUGACAAAGAGAAUGGAAUCAAGGAUGGUAUUCGUACCGAGUGGUAUGCUAAGUUCGAUUUGAAAAACCCUGCGGAAAGCCGCAAAAUGCCUUAUACUGGUGUCAUUGAACGACCUGACCUGCAAGAGAUCUACCUUAAGAGUCUACCUGAGGGAUGUGUUCAGAAUGGGGACGGUGUAAAGUCUUACACCACAGAUAAAAAGACUGGUGCUGUUACGGUGGAACUGGACUCUGGAAAGACUGUCUAUGGAGAUGUUUUGAUUGGAGCUGACGGAAUCUGGAGUACUGUCCGAGCUACUAUGCGUAAUGAACCUGCUCGAGGAGAAGGAUCUGGGGCUUCGUACUCUGGAUACACUGUUUUUGCUGGGGAGUUGAACUAUGCCUCACCUGAUCAUGGACAGGUUGGAUACAAGGUUUACAUUGGACCUGGACAAUACUUCGUUAUCACUGACAUUGGAAACGGCCGUUAUCAGUGGUAUGCUUUCCUUGCCCGUGACCCAGGAUCUAUCAGUGACCCCAAGCCAGAGGGAUCUUCCAAGUAUUUACAAGACAUAUUUGCCGGAUGGUCCAGUGAAAUACAUGCCAUUCUGACUGUCACCCAAGAAGACGAAAUCGAACAACGUGACUUGUAUGAUCGUCCACCAAGUGUCCGGAAGCCUUGGUGCGAUGGUCAUGUCGCUCUGCUUGGUGAUGGAAUCCACGCUAUGAUGCCAAAUCUUGGACAAGGUGGAUGUCAAGCUAUUGAGGAUGCCUAUGUCAUUUCGAAAGAGUUGGGAAAAGCCAAGUCACGAACACAGGUCACAGGUCUUUUGAAGUCCUACCAAAGACGGCGUUUGAUGCGAUCAGCUGCGGUCCAAGGAUUAUCUCGAUUUGCAUCUGAUAUCAUCAUCAGAGGUUUCGAUACCCCAGCCAAGAUUGUGAAAAAGGAUGGCGAAUUCAUGCCACGAUUUGAGAACUUCAACUAUGCUGGAAUUGUCACCAGAAUGUUGCAGCCAAUUCUCCCCGUUUUCUUCAACGUUCAAUUCAACUUCUUGUAUGAUGGAUUCAGAAGUGAGAUGGAAGUUGAUCUCGUAGCCGCACUUACUUUCCUCGUAAUUGGAGGUUUCAUUUUGCUUGUCACUGCUGGAGUUGUCGGAGAAGCAGGAAUUGCUGCAUCUAUCGGUUUGGAUGCUCUCCUUGGCACUGAAGGAUUCCUUGACUUUGAAGCUAUUUCUUCCGCAUUUGAGAAGUUCUUCUCAACGUAA